GCCAUGAGGCCGCCACGCGGCAGAGGCUGCCAGCCGGCCACUCCGGGGCCAGGGCCGCGGGCCGCAUCGGCCCACCGGGGUGAGCGCACCUGGGCCAUUGAGCACCAGGCGCCUUGCGACCACGAAUCGAAGCCUCUUAAAAUGGCAGAUGAUUUGGACUUCGAGACAGGAGAUGCAGGGGCCUCUGCCACCUUCCCAACGCAGUGCUCAGCAUUACGUAAGAAUGGCUUUGUGGUGCUCAAAGGCCGACCAUGUAAGAUCGUCGAGAUGUCUACUUCCAAGCCUGGCAAGCAUGGCCAUGCCAAGGUCCACCUGGUUGGUAUUGACAUCGUUACUGGGAAGAAAUAUGAAGAUAUCUGCCCCUCCACUCAUAAUAUGGAUGUCCCCAACAUCAAAAGGAAUGACUUCCAGCUGAUUGGCAUUCAGGAUGGGUACCUAUCACUGCUCCAAGACAGUGGGGAGGUUCGAGAGGACCUUCGUCUGCCUGAG
This is a messenger RNA of Elephantulus edwardii (Cape elephant shrew), 489 nucleotides long. RefSeq names its product eukaryotic translation initiation factor 5A-1-like. The transcript has a single exon. The annotation marks the transcript as partial. Gene Ontology annotation, molecular function: ribosome binding; RNA binding; translation elongation factor activity. The record is from RefSeq and is a predicted model, not a curated record. Lineage: Eukaryota; Metazoa; Chordata; Mammalia; Macroscelidea; Macroscelididae. Gene Ontology annotation, biological process: positive regulation of translational elongation; positive regulation of translational termination.